Prunus armeniaca (apricot) is the source of this 1320-nucleotide messenger RNA. The record is from the annotation of a GenBank genome assembly. Lineage: Eukaryota; Viridiplantae; Streptophyta; Magnoliopsida; Rosales; Rosaceae.
AUGCCCUUGGAAGGGAUUUUCAUUGAACCCUCUUCAACAACUACUUCUCCACUUCCCGAUCUUUCCCUUCACAUUAGUCCUCCAAACACUUCCUCCUCCUCUUCAUCAAUUUUCAAUACCACUUCUGGUGAACCCCAAAUCUCCACCACUAAUUCCCGAGCACACACUGAGCUCUCUCUAGGGAGACGCUUCACCGGUGGAGCUCAUGAAGAACCACCACAAAAGCCUUAUCAUCAUCAUCAACAACAAAGUCUUCCUCUUUACCGUUCUAGCAAUCACCUAAGUCACAUAAACAAUGGCGUUUCGCUACUCGAUGUGUCAUCAUCGGAGGGUUUGAGGCCGAUUAAAGGGAUUCCGGUCUAUCAAAACCGUCCAUUCCCUUUUUUGCCGACGGAAAAUAUGAUUCCAAGAGAUCAUCCCAAGGAUUCCAAGAUGUGCUUCUACCAAAGGCCUCCGCCUUCCUAUAAUCUUCCUUCUUUGCCUUCUGCCUCAUGCUCCUCAAAUACGCCGUCUACGCCUUAUUUUGGAGGAGGCUUGGAUCCUAUGUCAAGGUUUAAUGGGUUCUCAUCAAUGGAUCCCUUCAAAUCCAACAACCAGUUGCACCACCACCAUCAUCUUCAUCAUCUUCAUCACAAUCAGUAUGGAAUUGGAGGAGUUGGACCAAUUUCUGAGGCUUCCCAUCAUGGUAUCAUGAGAUCGAGGUUUUUGCCGAAGCUACCGACAAAACGAAGCAUGAGAGCUCCGAGAAUGCGGUGGACUAGCACCCUCCAUGCUAGAUUUGUUCAUGCUGUUGAGCUUCUUGGUGGCCAUGAAAGAGCUACUCCAAAGUCAGUUCUUGAGCUCAUGGAUGUCAAGGAUCUCACACUAGCUCAUGUCAAAAGCCAUUUACAGAUGUAUCGAACUGUUAAGACCACUGACAAGCCUGCAGCUUCUUCAGACGGAUCUGGUGAGGACGACAUUCUCUCUCCAAUUGGCAGUGCCACUGAUCUUCAUGGCCUGCGUAGUCCUCAUCAAUUUCCAGAGCAACGUGGACCGUCCGAUCGGUCCUCGGUGCAGCCAGACCUCGACUACACUUCCAGCACCACUCUUUGGAGUAACUCUUCAAGUAGUAGAGAGGCGUUUCCGCAUACUAGUUCUCAUGACAUGGACGGGUUAACACCAGUAUCUUCCCAAUUGCAGAAAAUAUCUGGUCAUCAAAUUCAGGAAUGUGAUUCAACAACUCAACUGAAGAGCUAUUUGGGAUCUAAUUUUGAGACCAGAAACCCAAGCUUGGAGUUCACGUUAGGCAGACCGGACUGGAAUGGCAAACCACAUGACUGA